AUGCCGAUUGUUGUGGGCAAGUCUUUAGCACAGGGCCAUAACAAUGAUUCUUGUUUUCAUGGCCAACUAAAUCAAAUCCGACCCUUCGUUCAGUCCAUGACCAUCGCCAAGUUUCUUCAAAACCUUUUCUCCAUAGGUACGCUUCACCUUGAGAAAGUGGUUAAUUGGAAGCUGAAAGCCUACCAUAAUAGGAAAGUUCAUGCUCAAUUACAAAUGGAUACAAAUGGAAAAGAAGCAAUACAGGUCAAUAAUACACAUAGAGUUGAAGGAGAACAAUGUACUCGCUGCAGCAGUAACCAUUUUGUAUUUUCCUACUUUGAGAUGAUUUUUAACGUUUAUAUGAACAUUCUACUAAACGGUGAAUGGCUGCAAAAUCGGCUUACCCAGUUACAAUCAUCAAAUGAACAAGAGCCAUUAAACUGCUUUCCCAGGUGUGAAGAUUUAUCUGGAUCUUUCAAUCGAUGCGGUU
Lactuca saligna is the source of this 469-nucleotide messenger RNA. NCBI's taxonomy places the organism in Eukaryota, Viridiplantae, Streptophyta, Magnoliopsida, Asterales, Asteraceae. The record is from the annotation of a GenBank genome assembly.